AUGGAAAGACUCCAACAGUUCACUCUUUCCUACGAAGAACCUAUCUUAGCUACGUACCUUGCCUUGGAGUCUGGACGAGAGUCUGGAUUACGUACGCCACUAACCCCGAAACAGACUAGACACCAGGCUCUGACAGGGAGAUCCUCCGAUGUGCCUCCGUAUCCAUCCCCAAUCCGCAAUCCACAACAGCUCCACGUUUCAACUCCGACCCUAGACGAAGCAAAAGCUGGAGCCGGACUUAUGCACCUUGACCCGGCGGGACUUGGGUCUGGACGCUAG
Messenger RNA from Colletotrichum lupini, 279 nucleotides. RefSeq lists its product as uncharacterized. The transcript has 3 exons. The coding region runs from base 1 to 279 and encodes 92 amino acids. Lineage: Eukaryota; Fungi; Ascomycota; Sordariomycetes; Glomerellales; Glomerellaceae. The record is from RefSeq and is a predicted model, not a curated record.